Molecule: messenger RNA, 3851 nt
Organism: Pseudoliparis swirei
Lineage: Eukaryota; Metazoa; Chordata; Actinopteri; Perciformes; Liparidae
Gene: csrnp3
Product: cysteine-serine-rich nuclear protein 3
Exons: 6
Coding region: 111-1952 (613 amino acids)
Biological process (GO): regulation of transcription by RNA polymerase II
Cellular component (GO): nucleus
Molecular function (GO): DNA-binding transcription factor activity, RNA polymerase II-specific; sequence-specific DNA binding
Source: RefSeq, a predicted model, not a curated record
CUAUUGAGUCCAUUGAGAGGAGGGCGUCACUGACUGGCUGGAUACAGAUGAUAGUAAUGAAUGAACAGAGGUGGGUCACUGCAGUGUAAUAUUGUUUACUAAAGGUGCAGAUGCGGCGGACCAUGAGUGGAAUACUGAAGCGGAAAUUUGAGGAGGUGGAAGCCUCCUCCUCCCCGUACUCUUCCUUGCGGGAGUCUGAUGAUGAGGUCUCCUGCAGUGAGAGUGGGGAUAGCAGUGACAGUGUCAACCCCUCUGCCUCAGCCCCUUUCACCCCUGACUCAAUAUUGAAGAGAGAGAAGCGCCUGCGGACGAGGAGGGUGCAUUUUGAGAAUGUGACCGUGUUCUACUUCAGUCGGCGGCAGGGCUUCACCAGCGUGCCCAGCCAGGGAGGCAGCACGCUGGGCAUGUCCAACAGGCAUAGCUGGAUCAGGCAGUACUCCCUGGGGGAAUUUGCUAUGGAGCAGGAGAGGAUCCACAGAGACAUGCUCAGAGAUCACCUGAAGGAGGAGAAGCUUCAUUCAAUUAAACUCAAGCUGACUAGGAAUGGCACGGUGGAGACUGAAGAGGCCAACACGCUCACGGCAGAGGACAUUUCUGACGAUGACAUUGAUCUGGACAACACAGAGGUAGACGAGUACUUCUUCCUGCAGCCACUCACCACUAAAAAGCGCCGAGCACUGCUGCGCUCCUCUGGGGUAAAAAAGAUUGACGUGGAAGAGAAACAUGAACUGCGGGCUAUCCGGAUGUCCAGAGAGGACUGCGGCUGUGAUUGCAGAGUCUUCUGUGACCCGGAGACAUGUGCCUGCAGCAUCGCGGGGAUCAAGUGCCAGGUGGACCGCAUGUCUUUUCCUUGUGGCUGCACAAAAGAGGGCUGCACCAAUUCAACUGGGAGAGUGGAGUUCAAUCCCAUCCGUGUUCGGACCCACUUUUUGCACACCAUAAUGAAGCUGGAGCUGGAGAAGAGCCGUGAGCAGCAGCAAGCGUCCCCCACCAACGGUUACCAUGGCGAAACUAACGACCUGGGAAGUGCAAACCCUCUGGUUCAGUCCCAGCACAGGUUGGAGUACUCCCUGUCAGACGCCGUUCCACAGACGGCCGUCAUGCACCUGCAGGCUGCGGACGAGAUGGAGCAGACGCCAGAUGACGACGAGGAGGAGGAUGAAGAAGACGAGGAGGAGGAAGAGGAGAACGAGGAAGACGACGAGGACGAGGAGGACAGUAGCAGUUUCCUGUCUGACUCCAGCACCCAAAGCUUAGCCAACAGCGACUCUGAGGAUGAGGAUGAUGAAGAUGAAGAGAAGAAGUCCAAGACCUUUCAGGGUGACAUGACGACCCCGUCAGUGUCUCUUACUGACGUUGUCCCCUUGUCCUCUUUGCUGUGUUACAGCAAUGGCUCUGUGGCUCACGACCACCACAUGAGCGGAAGCACUUAUUUAAUGAACUCCUCUUCAGCUGAGUACUAUCAGCUGGGGAGCUCCAGUGCCGUGUCCAACGGCCAAACCAGCGGGCCCAGUGAACCCUACGGGGAAGGCUUAGCGUUCCAAGAUCCAGUGACCACGAACAACGGCAACACGGCCCAAGGACCAUUCAACAUGUCUGCCGGGCAGUACACCGAUUACUCGAAUCAGACUGAAGAGCAGUACACAGCGAAUCAGCAUUUCACGCUGACCAACGGCGCUCCUGCCGCCCCCUUGACCUGCUACACAUCCGAUCAGGAGGAGAAGGGGUUGUCGAAAGCAGCUUUUGUGGAGCAGCCGGACACCCAGAACCAGACGCAGUAUAAAAACUACUUGAACAAUAGCACACAGGGUUCAUACAGCAGCUCAUGUAUGACAGCUGAACAGCCACACCAAGAGUCCGGUGUUAACGGCCAUUCUGACCUGAGCUUACUAGGAAACAGCACUAACAACCUCCCUUUACCAGACCAUUGCCCUGAGGUCACAGCCAUUUAGUGGGCCUCACCUUUUGAAGUGUUCUUUCAUCCUCACAUCUUCACUUGAGCCUGACCUAGUGGUAUUUUAAGGGAGCAAAGUCAUGGUCUUUUUUGUGUGCAUUAUCUGACCUGAGCAAUUUACAGCACCGGAGUGCAUUCUCAUCUGUAUCUAUAAAGCCACAGGGUCACGAUGGAAAUGUUUUAAUUAUUUGUUCCGGUGGGUUCCUCCAUGACAGCGUGUGCUAAACUGCAAGAUGGAAAAGAUAAAAAAACUAAAACUAAAACUGUUUUUUUUCAACAUCAAUUAUGUCAUGCUGUGCAAUGUAUCUUGUAAUUUCAGAUAUGAUGUUCUAGUUUGAAGUAGAUAUUGUACUGUAGAUGGAGAUUUUUUUAUGUCUACUGUAUGUGUCAAAUGUGCAAAAAGGUUUAUUAUCAGUUUAUUGUUUCUGAAUUAUGUGUAUAUUUCAUAUUGUAAAUGUUUUGAUAACAAUAUGCAUGCUGUUUCAGGAAUCUCAGUGACAUUUAGGAAAAAAGAAUUGCCAUUGUUUUAUAUAAAUGUGUUGUGUACAUAAUGUACAUUUCUCUUCUUCUUUUUGUCACUAUUAUAUGCUUUUCUAUGGUUUUGAAAAGCAUGAAAAACCUGAAUUCUUAUUUGUUUGUAUGGAAUACAAUAUCAAAAGCUUAAAAUAUCAAGAAAUCAAUUCCCAGCAUUUUGGACUUAUGACUGGGGUCCAGUGGCAUGCAGUUGAUCUUAACUGAUGAACAAUCGAACUGUGAACAAAUAUGGCCCCUAACUUGUUUUAUGUCUCCACUGUUCACUCUUAGAAUACCAUGGUCUGCAGGUGCCACUACAAAUAUAGAUGAAUUAUUUGAACCAUCUUAUUGAUACAGGGAUAUUAAUAAUGUAGCACUUUGACAUAUCUCCAAAAGUAUGAGAAGCUUUUAGAGAAGAUUCUCAAUAAAGUGGAAUGAGAUUUCAUUUGUUAUUGUACCUAAACCAUUAGUUUAAUACAAAAUAUGCCACAGCUCUGCUAAUUGUAUAUGGGGGAAGCAAAUGUUCAAGGUUGACAAUCAAAGCUUAUUAUCAAACCUGAUUCAUAUCAGUAAUUAACAGCUACACAAUGACUCUGGAUUCCCAUGAGCCAUUGAUUAUGACUUAACAGCCAGAUUGAAGAAAAGUGUUAACCAAAAAUCAUUAAAAAAUCUUUUAAGAGAUCUUUAUAAAGUCACUGACAAAAAGGAAAUUGGGGUGACCGCUCAACAACUGGGGGUCUGCAAUAAUUCAGCGAAUAGAGCGACUGUAACAUGUUGCUGACGUUCUUUACCUUGAGCGCUCUGUUCCUGCAUGCAUACAGAUAUCUGUCCCUCUUUCAAGCUUGCAAAUAUCUGCACACAUUUUAUAAUCAGAAGAGUACCAGAGUGUCAGUGGUUCUGUGUGACUGUCGAGUAGCUGGGACCACUCAUGCUACAAAAGAAGUGGACAGACGGCUUUCCAGAAAUCAGUGGCCUCAACAUAGCUUACAGUACAGAUCAAUUGUGCCAAAGCAUACAGUGUGAGAAGGCUAGAUACAAUAACCCUGCAUCCAGCUAAGAAUCCUGUGUUGGCUUCUUGUUUUCCAGUAUUUAUUAUGAACGAUAUAUUAAAAUAUGUAUUUAUUGUGGUUUACUAUAAAGUCUGUAUUGAGUAAAUUGCUUCACUAUCUUAGAAUCGUCUUUUGUUUCAUGCUGGUUGUGAGUUGUAAAGCUUCAUGUGCCUGAUUUAUUUAUAUUUCUUAUUCUGUAAAAUGCAAACAUUUGCACAAAAGGGUACCAUUUUUUGUCCAAUGUGUUUGAUUUUCCAACAACAGAUAGAGCAAACCUAAUUUUCUGUUGUUUUAUUUUUAACAUGGCUUUGAAAUAAAUUUGAUUCAAAUUUCAA